UAUAACAGUGAUGUCAGAAAUAAAAUAAAUAAUUUCAAGUGUGAAUACGUCAUAAUUGCUAGUUUCUAGUAUAUUUAAACAGAAUUAACUUUUCUAAUUCGGUCACACUGCAAAUCUCACUGUUUUUGUUUCGUGAAAAUGUCCACCUACUACUUUGUUAUUGUGGGCCACAAUGAUAAUCCCAUCUACGAAAAGGAAUUCAGCACGGUGAACAAGGAACUCAGGAAAGAGGACCACAGGCACCUGAGCCAGUUUAUUGCCCAUGCCGCCUUGGAUUUGGUGGACGAGCACAAAUGGAAAACUGCCAAUAUGCAGCUGAAAUCCAUUGAUAGAUUCAAUCAGUGGUUCGUUUCGGCCUUCAUUACAGCCAGCCAAAUAAGAUUCAUCAUUGUGCAUGACAACAAAAACGAUGAGGGCAUCAAGAACUUCUUCAACGAGAUGUAUGACACGUAUAUUAAACACUCCAUGAACGCCUUCUAUCGGAUAAACACACCCAUCAAAUCCCCGAUGUUUGAGAAAAAGUCCGAGAUCUUUGGCCGGAAGUAUCUGUUAUCCUAAACUUGUUAAAAUCUUUAGCCACUAAGCACCGUUGUAAUAUAAAUAUGAUUCCAUAACUCUCGACUUUUUACGGAUUUCUAAA
Molecule: messenger RNA, 640 nt
Organism: Drosophila subpulchrella
Lineage: Eukaryota; Metazoa; Arthropoda; Insecta; Diptera; Drosophilidae
Gene: Trs20
Product: probable trafficking protein particle complex subunit 2
Exons: 2
Coding region: 139-558 (139 amino acids)
Biological process (GO): endoplasmic reticulum to Golgi vesicle-mediated transport
Cellular component (GO): cytoplasm; TRAPP complex; nucleus
Source: RefSeq, a predicted model, not a curated record